Messenger RNA from Stegodyphus dumicola, 3666 nucleotides. RefSeq lists its product as uncharacterized. Gene Ontology annotation, biological process: regulation of transcription by RNA polymerase II. Lineage: Eukaryota; Metazoa; Arthropoda; Arachnida; Araneae; Eresidae. Gene Ontology annotation, molecular function: DNA-binding transcription factor activity, RNA polymerase II-specific; RNA polymerase II transcription regulatory region sequence-specific DNA binding. Gene Ontology annotation, cellular component: nucleus. The record is from RefSeq and is a predicted model, not a curated record.
AAGCUCUUUUUAUUAUAUUAUUAAGUAUUUCUUUGUAGAAAAGAAUUUGUAUUGGUUAUCCCGUACAAAAACUUUCAUUUUUAAAUUAUAGAGAAAAAUAAAUCUAUUGUAUAAAAAUACAGACUAAUUCUGGUAGCGCCAUCUAUUGACUAGAAACGAUUACGCAGUAUUUGAGGUUAUGAAAAGUUUUCAUACUUGAUUUUAUCCUUUGGAUGUUGUGAAAUUUUUUGUGUAUCUUAAUUGCUCUUAAUUCUUUUAUUUCAUUUUAUGAGAUCGCUGGCUGAACCUAAUCUGUCAUGAAUGAUUUAGGUGUUCAAGACGUAUAUACGUUACAAAUAAGAAGACAUGCAAAUUUAAAUAGUUUAUCACCAAACUGUGAAGCAUGUAAAAAUGGUUUUCUUCAUGUUAACAGCUUGCAAGUACGUGAAUUUACUCAAACUGGAAAACUUCCAGGUGUUUGUAAAUCUUGCAAUGAUGCAUUUCUGAGAAUCUGUAGAUUGCAGAUUCGGCAUUUGACUCAAACAGAAAACCAUCCCCAUGUGUGUGAUGUAUGCAGUAAGUCUUUCACUCAUGCUGGAAAUUAUAGGAAACAUAUGCUCCUUCAUGAACAGGAAAUUUCAGGAGGUAUACCACAAAAUGGGAAUGGCAAUUCUCCUCCCAAGCCCCCAUUUAUCUGUGACAAGUGUUCAAAAAGUUUUGUAAAGUAUGGUAGUUUCCAAAAGCAUUAUUUACGUCAUGAUGAAGUGUACAUCUGUGAGCUAUGUGAAAAAAAUUUCAGUAGCAGAGCAACUUUAAAGGCUCAUAUUCGCACGCAUGAAGUAAACAAACCACAUAGAUGCAAAUUUUGUAAAGAAGGAUUUACUUUGCCUGAUAUGUUGGAGCAGCACUUGUUGAACCACUUGCAAGAUCAAAACAAUGCAGUAAAUGGAGCUACUGAAGAAGAUGAUCUUGCAGAAGAACAGGAAAAAUUUGAGAAAUAUAAUCACUUUUGCAACGUAUGUGAAAAAGGAUUUGUUCAUUUAGGCUCUUUAAAAAAUCAUAUUUUGACUCAUAGUGGUGAAUUGCCUUAUCAAUGCAAAACUUGCAAAAGAAGAUUUGUACAUGCUGGCAGAUUGAAAAAACACAUAAAACUGCAUACUAAAAGCAGCAAACGUUAUUCUUGCAAAACAUGUGGUAAAGGUUAUACACUUCUGAAAACUUUGAAAAAACAUAAUGCAUUGCAUAAAACUCCAAGCACAAGUUCAUGAGACUACUGCAGAUUCUAAUUAAUUAAUAAUCAUACUCAAGAAAUGCGAAUUUAUCAGUUUGUGUUUACUUAUUUGCAUGGAAGAAUCAAAAGAACAUAUCAUUAAUACAUACAUUAUGAGUUAAUUAAAAUGAAAUGUUUCUUCAAAAUAUAAGUUUUCUUGUGAUGAGUAUAGUAAUAUACUAUUUUUUAAAAGAACUAGAGGGUUUAUUUAAAAGAAAUUUUUGUUAAAAGUUAUUAACUGCAGGUAAAGAACUUGAGAAAAACUGUCUCAUUUAUUGCUUUUAAUGUAAAAUUAAUGGUCAUAUGUAUCAAGUGAAAUGUUGUUUAAAGAAAAUAUAUUUAAGAUUAUUUAAACAUAAUUGUCACAUUCAAGAAGAGUUGAGAUACCUCCAAAUCCGCCACAACAUUUCUUGGAUUUCUUCUUGUGUUAAGUCCUUGUGUAGUGCGAUAAAGUAUUUAUCAGACAAGAAAGAAGAAAAAUCAGAAAUGCCCUUCGCCGGGAUUUGAACUAUAGACUACUCAUUUGCUAGUCGACAUGCUUCCAAUUAUACUAUGAAGGUACAUGGUAAGGAAGGAGAAAAAUCCCAUGUGUUUAUCUUCAUAUGAUAGUUUGACACAGAUGACAAGUAGAAAUCUGUUAUUGCUUAUAUUGAAAACACAGUUUUGGUCGUUUUCUUAUCUUGACCUACUAGUGUCGAAAUGGAUAAUUACUGAGUAAUUGUAGUUUAUCUAUAGUUAAUUCAUUUGAAUCCUAGCAAAUGAGUAUGGAUGGUCUUUCCCAUUGCUAACAUGACUUCAUACCAAUUCCUCUUAGAAAUUCACCCAUUAAAGCAUGUCUUCCCACAGCCAGGUAGUUCUGCCAUGUUUACCAGUUAAGCAUCCUUUAUCUUUAGAUUUGUUAAGCUAUGUCUAAUAUUCUGUUAAGGAUAUUAGACAUAGCAUGUGAAAUAUUGUGAAAAGUGAGUAAAUUUUUUAAACUCGUCAUUUAUGAACUCAUUUCUAAGAAAUGUUGCAGUCGGCUCAAAGUUAUCUUAACUGCUUCAGAAUCUGAUAGUUGUUUUAUAAUGAGAUAUAAAUUUGAUAAUCUGCACCUUCCUUUGUGGUCAUUUGUAGUUGGAAAUGUUAUGUUCGAAAUUCAUGUAUUUCGUUAUUUUUAUUUUUUUUUAUUAUUAUUAUUAUUAUUUGGAGUUUUUUUAACCAGACUUUUUUUAUAUUUGCAACUUUAAAACGAUUCAGUUAAGUAUUAUUUCUUUCCCAUGCGAGAUUUCAGUGGGUUGUGGUUCCUAAUCUGUAGUACAGCAAAAAAAUGCUAUUCUACAGAAGGGGGGGGGAUAUUUAUUUGAGAGAAAAAGCAACUUUUCGCUAAGGUAGUAAUGAAAAAAGUAGAAUUUAGUUAUUUUGAAUAUGUCAAAGCACAUAAGGGCUAUCUACUUAAGAGAGAUAUGCCUUUGUGGAAACCUUUCUAAAGACAACUAACAUGGAGAAAAUUACAAAAACCAAGCAUAUUAUCAGCCUAUUCAGUUCGAGUGUGUUCACCUGAAACAUUGAAACCGAGAUCAAACUGUCAGUAUGCCACAGUCUUAUAUACUUGGUGAUUCAUGUGGUGUUAGUGAAAAAAAAUUAUUAAUUUUUAAUUUGUUUAAUCCUUGGUAAUAAAGAGAAGCUGAAGUGUCUCGUAGAAGAAUGUAAAUGGAAACAUUUCCAUUUACAAAGUCAUAAUUAUUUUCUUUCAGUGGAAAGCUAAAGCAGUUUUAUUAUAAUAUUAAUUGCCCAUAAUAAUAUACAUAAAAUAAUGAGAUAUAAAUUUCAUAAAAUAUACAUAAAAUAAUGAGAUAUAAUUGUACUUUCCAUACACAUAAAAUUAAUUAUUGUUUGUAUUAAAAUAUGUUAUAUAUUAGAAAAUGAAUCAUUCAAAAUUGUUCUAUGUUGUUCGGACAUGUCAGUAUUUAUAAAUCAUUCAAAAUUUGUGCAGCAGAAUUGUUAAUGUUUGACAUUUUUAAGUCUGUUAAUAUGGAAGUAUGAAUCAGAAAUUACUCACUUUUUGUAAUGUUUUAGAAUAUUUUUAAAAAAAGUAAAAUAUUUAAUGUGUCUUCAUUUUGUGACAGUAAGUUUUUACUGAUUUUAAUACUAUUUUUCAUUCAGUUUUUAAAUCUUAAAUACAAUGAUUUUUAAGAAAAGAUAACCAAAUCUUGUUAUGCUUUUCGAGUUUGGGUUGUUUUAAUUCAGUAGAAUCAUUCAUUGCAUUUGUUGUUUAUUUUUGUGUUUAUAACAGCAGUUGAUAUAUUUGCAUAUAGAGUAAAAAAUCUGAUGUGUACACCACAUGACUUUCUUGUACGGAAUAUUAAAUUAUACGCAUUUUUUCUUGCAUUUCAUUUAAACUUAUUGGAUUGAAUUAAAUCUGCUUGGUCGAUAGCGCA